This is a messenger RNA of Punctularia strigosozonata HHB-11173 SS5, 663 nucleotides long. RefSeq lists its product as uncharacterized. The coding region runs from base 1 to 663 and encodes 220 amino acids. Lineage: Eukaryota; Fungi; Basidiomycota; Agaricomycetes; Corticiales; Punctulariaceae. The transcript has 2 exons. The record is from RefSeq and is a predicted model, not a curated record.
AUGCCACCCAGCCCCUCCAAGCUUGCUCAGAUAGCUGCACGAAAGGAUUGCAUGCAGCGUUACGUUGCGCUCGUCCAAGAGUUAGCUAGUCCGGCUGUGCAUCCCUACCCAGCAAACGCCAGCCGCUGCUGGUUCCGCCAGCCGCUUCUGUCAUAUGGCUGGGGAGAUCGCUUCGAGUCAGUGGGCAGGUACUGGAUCAAGUGCCACAGGCCCGCUCAUAGGCACCAGCCGUGUGGCAUUCCCCAGUCCCUAUCCAUGCCACUUCAUCCGGAUGUAGAGGCCCGGUUAUCCCAUGCUGCCGCAGAGCUGGCGGCCCUUGGACACCCUAUCAAGAAGCAUUUCCCUCGUGUCCAUCCGUUCUAUCCCUCGUCAACCACGGGAUCGUCCCCCAGCACAAAGCGCAAGCUAUCUCCGGAUUGUGACACAUCGGAGCGACUUCGUCGUGUUCGCCCUCGCAUUAAUUCUCCUCCUGCAGUGAACCUCUUCGACGGUGAGCUAGUCUCUGAGGCGGAUUCAGAUGAAGUAGCAACAGUGACUGCGGUGAGCAAGCGGGGUGCCACCGAGCAUGCGGAGAGGAUAAUAAUUGAUCUCACCGGACCGGAUGUUAUUGACCUCACAAUUACGGACAUCAUUGAUUUGACUGUAGAUUCCGAUGAAGAGUAA